Aedes aegypti (yellow fever mosquito) is the source of this 1949-nucleotide messenger RNA. It is a transcript of the gene PIG-L, whose product is annotated as N-acetylglucosaminyl-phosphatidylinositol de-N-acetylase. Gene Ontology annotation, biological process: GPI anchor biosynthetic process. Bases 288 to 1250 code for a protein of 320 amino acids. NCBI's taxonomy places the organism in Eukaryota, Metazoa, Arthropoda, Insecta, Diptera, Culicidae. The transcript is spliced from 4 exons. Gene Ontology annotation, molecular function: N-acetylglucosaminylphosphatidylinositol deacetylase activity. Gene Ontology annotation, cellular component: endoplasmic reticulum. The record is from RefSeq and is a predicted model, not a curated record.
GAUCGUAAAAGUAAACAAACAAACAGAGGAGCGUUUGUUCAGUCGCUGUGUGCAAUGCUGUAGUAGAAAAGACACGUAAAAUAUUCCGAAGAAGGGAAAAAAAAAUUCCGAUAGAAUCACCGAUAAAUACACAUCAGAGAUUUUCGCGUGUUAAGCGAGUAAGUGAAAAAUCUCAAUUCCUUUCCCUAGGCGGAAUAGAAUCCGAUUUGGUUCGUUUGGUUCGAUUUCCGAGACCAAGAUCUCUUAGUGGUGCCGGAAGCAGCCGGUGAUGAACGGUACUGUGGGAAAUGAACGAUUUGAGUUCUUCCCUUGAACAGCAGUCGUCGGAAUCGCAACCAUUGGAAGAAGUGAAUUCAGCAGCACAAGCGGAACCGGAAGCUGUGAUACCGGAGGAAACCGUUACAUAUCUUCAGUUUAUCUACAAUCAGGCGUUAGUCUACCUACGCGAAACCCUGGAUCACAUCGUGCUGUUGAUUUUUGUCUACACCUUGCUAUGCCUGGUUCUGUACAAGCUGCUCUUCCACCGGUUUGGCCGCUGGUUGAAAGUGGUCCGGAAGAGUCGCCUUCCGGCCAAUUCCGCCAGGGCCCUGCUGGUGACCGCCCACCCCGAUGACGAGUCCAUGUUCUUUGGACCCACAAUCCUGGAGCUACGGCGCCGGAAUUGUCGGGUCUUUAUUCUAUGCCUGUCCGAAGGAAACUUCAACCAACAGGGCGAUGUCCGGCGUCAGGAACUGUGGGAUGCCUGCGAAUCGUUGGGUAUCAAGCCGGAAGAUAUCACCCUCCUGAAUGCGACCCACCUGAGGGACGAUCCGGCACUGGAAUGGAAGACGGUCACCAUUGCCAAUCAGAUUCUGAAACAUUUGGAAGCGCUGGGCGCGGAUCUGUUGAUCACGUUCGACAAGAGCGGUGUUAGCGGGCAUCCGAAUCACUGUGCCAUUUAUCAUGCGACGGCGUCGCUUUGCCUGGCGGGACUGGUCCCGAACAAAUGCAAAGUUCUUACACUGGAAUCGGUGAAUGUGUGUCGAAAGUACAUCUCUAUUCUGGAUUUGCCCAUCACGUUGCUGCUGUCGACUAAUUGGUCCGUGCUCAGCUGGCAAUCGCGGUUAGCCGUUCAGAACGCGAUGCGUCUUCACCGCUCGCAGAUGGUUUGGUUCCGGAAGCUUUACCUCAAGUUUUCCCGUUAUAUGAUCAUCAACUCGCUCCGGGAAAUCAACCAGUCGGACGUGGAGUUCGAAAUUUUGGAUUCCUAAUCUACACCACACAACGAAAAAAAAACGUCAUCAUUAGCGUACAAGGCCAUGUCUAGCAAAUAUUCCGAGAAGAAGGUAGGUGAGAAUGUUUCUUCUUAACGUUCGACUUGCUCGAUUUUGAAGGGACGAGAGAUACGAGGAGAUGCAACGUACAUUGUCUACCGAAUUUAAGCUUUACUGCUGAACAAGUGCAAAGUUCGUUUUACCACAUUGUUAAGGGAUGUGUUGCACGAGUCGAACAUUUUGGUUAGAAGAAUUAGUUCGAUAACGAUUACAAAACUCUGCUCGACACGUUAGAAUAUUGUACCACAUGAAAGAUGGCGAACGACGACAAACGCGAGAUGCUUAACUGCUAGUCUUUUUUGAUAGUAACCACGAAGGAGGGGGAACACGCGAAGAAGAAAAUGAUAAUUUUUAUAACACUUAACGUAGACGUGCUAGAGAUACCUAUGUAUUUAUUGCAACUUAAAACACUAUUUAAGUACAUCGAGGGCGCCUGCUCGAGGGCCGAGUCGGACAAGAUUCAGUCACACUUUUGAGAAGGAAGCAAUAUUGUUUUUUUUCUCUUCUAUACAGUACGACAAAGAGUAUAGGAGGAUCGAUCUUAUUAGUAUUUUUAUGUAAAUAUAUCUAACAGCAGCGAACGAUACACCAUAUGUUAAAAUUUGUCAUUCUUUGAAAUAAACUUUCAUCAUAAAA